Molecule: messenger RNA, 456 nt
Organism: Coccinella septempunctata (seven-spotted ladybird)
Lineage: Eukaryota; Metazoa; Arthropoda; Insecta; Coleoptera; Coccinellidae
Exons: 2
Coding region: 65-403 (112 amino acids)
Source: RefSeq, a predicted model, not a curated record
UUUCAGGUGUAUAUAAAUUGAAUAGGCAGUUGAACGAGCAUCCAAUGUAACAUCAGCAUCAGACAUGAAGUACUUCUUUACUCUUACAAUUUUGGUCAGUCUUUACUGUAUCGCAGAAGGUGCUAAUAAGACAUGUAUGGCAUGCAAAUCGAGCUCAUCGAGUAGCGAUUGCCAAAAAGGAACAGCUACAGACACUUGUCAAGGAAAAUAUUGCUAUGCAUACGUAUACCUGGAAAAAUACAAAACUUUCUUAGGAUCAACUAACACGAAACGCUUUUGGAUCAGAGGUUGCACAGCAGACAGGGAGUUCUGUGAUACGGGCUCACACAUUGGUUGUGUCCUUUGCAAAGGGAAGGAUAAAUGCAAUAGCAAACCACUUACUAAAUAUGCAACUAACACUUAGGCUCAGGAAAACGAAGAUAUGGCUGAUGAUUUUUCAAUAAAUUAAUGCGUUAU